Linum tenue is the source of this 1636-nucleotide messenger RNA. The record is from the annotation of a GenBank genome assembly. Lineage: Eukaryota; Viridiplantae; Streptophyta; Magnoliopsida; Malpighiales; Linaceae.
CUUCUCUCUUCCUCUUCCAGAAUCAAAUCAAAACCUAGCCGCCUCUCUACACCUCACCUCUCUCUCCUCGAUAGACCGAAACCCUAGCCUCCUCUCUUCAGACCGUCGCCAUCUUCUUCUCCUCUCACUCUCUCGUCCCUCUUCCACCAUAGACCGAAACCCUAGCCCCCAAUCGUCGUCCUCUCUUACCCUCUCAAUCCGCCGUCGCUCUCGAGAUAAAACGCUGCUCGUGUUCGCAAACGAGAGAGCUGCUGCUGUGAAACCAAGAUUCGUGAUUUCUUCUUCAAAGCUUGAAGAUGCCGCGUUAUGAUGACAGAUAUGCCAACACCCGCCUCUAUGUUGGCCAUCUAGCCCCCCGCACAAGGUCUCGUGAUCUUGAAUAUGUCUUCAGCAAAUAUGGGAGGUUUCUGGGGCUUUUGCCUUACCUGGAGGCCUGUGGUGAGAUGGUUGCCAUGGUGGAAAUUGGUGGAAAUUCUUGCCUAUGGGACUUUGGCGAUUCUUUCUAUUAUGUUAUUGCAGUCCGAGAUGUGGAUAUGAAGCGUGACUAUGCAUUUGUUGAAUUUAGUGAUCCACGAGAUGCUGAUGAUGCAAGGUAUCACUUAGAUGGCCGAGAUGUUGAUGGAAGUCGGAUCAUUGUGGAAGUUGCUAAAGGGGUACCUCGAGGCUCCAAGGAAUACCUGGGGAGAGGUCCGCCUCCUGGAUCUGGGCGGUGCUUCAAUUGUGGUAUUGAUGGCCACUGGGCUAGAGAUUGCAAAGCUGGUGAUUGGAAGAAUAAGUGCUACAGAUGUGGGGAGAGGGGACACAUUGAGAGAAAUUGCAAGAACAGCCCUCAGAAGUUGAAGCGUGGGCGAAGUUACUCAAGGUCCCCAUCACCUCGUCGUGGUGGCAGGAGCCGCAGCCCAAGUUACAGCCGAGGCCACAGCUACAGCCGAUCGAGAUCUCCAGUGCCUAAGAGAGACCGAAGUGUAGACAACGAGGCCAGGUCAAUGAGCCCGGACCCAAGGAACGAUGGCCCUUCCAAGGGGAGGAAGCGUAGCCCAACUCCUGAAGAUCGAAGCCCACGCCCUUCUCCCAAAGCUAGGAAGGUGGAGGAUGAUGACCGAGAGUAUAGUGCCAGUCCAAGGGGCAGGAGCCGGAGCAGGAGCAGGACCCCAGAAAGAGAGAGCCCUAGAAAUGGCAGGUACGAGAGUCCCCCGGCUAAUGGCCGAAGUCCAAGCCGGAGCCGCAGCCCUAGUCCGAGGGCGAGGGAUGACAAGAGCCCUGCUGCUGAGGAUGAUUUUGAAAACAACCGUCGCUCGCCUAGAGGCAGCGAGUCUCCCUGAAAGAUGAAUGAGAGAGCGUGGCUAAUAGUCCCUGAAGCUUCACUCCCCGGUCGUCAAUUUAAAUGUUCAAUAUUUGGAAGCUUCAACUAUGGAUUUUCUUUUAUGUUGUGAUGUAGCUUUCGGCGGAAUUCUAUGUCCUUCUGUGAGCUGAAUGUAUCCUUUGUUCACCGGAUCCGUAGCUCUUUCCUAUUUGAUAUUUUAAGCUAAGGCGGCAAUGUUGUUGGAUGAAGGAUUUACCAAUGCAAUUCGGAAAAUGGAAGUGCAAUGUUGUCGACAGAACUGAAACGUUUCUUUUUUAUGUAAUUCGCGUGCAA